AUGGUGGAAUUACAAUCCGAAAGGAGAGUAAAGAAGCUAAUAACUGAUAAUGGUCUUGAGUUUUGCAAUUUCAGGUUUGACAGUUUCUGUAAACAGGAGGGAAUUGUCAGACACAAGACGUGCACCUACACACCUCAACAAAACGGAGUGGCUGAGAGACUCAACCGUUCGAUCAUGAACAAAGUCCGGAUCAUUGAGUUCGAGAUAACAGAAGAAAGAUGGACUUCAGCAGCCCCAAAUCUAUCUAACCUAAGGGUGUUCGGGUGCGUUGCAUAUGUUCACUCGGAUGAAGGAAAGCUAAACCCCAGAGCCAAGAAAGGGAUCUUCACGGGUUAUCCAGAAGGAGUGAAGGGUUUUAGAGUUUGGCUACUAGACGAGAAGAAGGUCACGAUCAGUCGAAAUGUCGUCUUCAGGGAAGACGUUAUGUACAAGGACAUCAAGGACUCUAGCUCCACCUCAGGUAUGCAGUUUAUUCCUGUGUUAUCUGAUGAGCUUGCGAGUGAUCUUGCAGGUAACAACAGGGAAUCAGGGACUACAGUUCAAGGUGGAGCACCCCAAGAUCAGAACGAACGAGAGCCAGAUACAGAACAGGUGACAGAGAGUGAGGAAGCUACAGGGAACAGUGAUCAGAAUCUGAGCAAUUAUCAACUAGCCAAAGAUCGCACAAGGAGAGACACCAAGAAACCAGCAAGACUUCAAGAUUACCAAGUAGAUGAUGAGGAAGACGAAGAUAUUGCUGGGUAUGCUUAUGUUGUGAUCGAAGAUGGUGGCAGACCAGAACCAGGAAACUUCCAAGAGGCUCUAAGGGAUCGAGACAGUGACAAGUGGAUGAAUGCAGCAGACGACGAGAUGGAUUCUCUUAGGAAGAAUGAGACAUGGAAGCUUGUUGAUAGAGUCAAGACGCAGAGAGCCAUUGGAUGCAGAUGGAUCUUCACAAGGAAGGCAGGGAUUGUUGGAGUGGAGAAUCCGAGAUUCAAAGCGAGGCUGGUGGCAAAGGGUUAUUCACAAAAGGAGGGUAUUGACUACCAAGAGAUUUUUUCACCGGUGGUCAAACACGUCUCCAUCAGGUUCCUUUUGUCAGCAGUUGUUCAUUUCAACAUGGAACUACAACAAAUGGAUGUGAAGACGGCGUUUCUACACGGGUUUCUUGACGAGACAAUCUACAUGGAGCAGCCAGAGGGUUAUGUGGAUGAGAGAUAUCCAGAGAAGGUGUGUCUAUUGCAGAGAUCACUUUACGGUUUGAAGCAAUCGCCGCGUCAAUGGAAUACGAGGUUUGACAACUUUAUGCAGUCACACGGAUACAUCAGAAGCGAGUAUGACAGCUGCAUUUACUUCAAGGAGCUAAAGAAGAAUGAGUAUGUGUAUCUAUUACUCUACGUGGAUGACAUACUCAUUGCUUCGGUGGAUAAGACGUAUGUCAAGGAAUUGAAAGAGCUUCUGAGUUCUGAGUUUGAGAUGAAAGAUUUGGGAGAAGCGAAGAAGAUUCUGGGUAUGGAAAUCACACGAGACAGAGUCAAGGGAACAUUAACUAUCUCCCAGGAAGGUUACGUCUCAAAGGUGUUAGGCAAUUUUGGGAUGGAUCAGUCUAAGCCCGUAUCUACACCAAUGGGAGCUCAUCUCAGGUUUCAGGCGGCUACAGAAGAAGAGUUUCAGGAUCAGUUCAGAGAGAUGGAGAAGGUUCCUUACCAGAGUGCAGUGGGAAGUUUAAUGUACUCAAUGAUCGGUACGAGACCCGACUUGGCCUACGCUGUGGGGUUAGUAUGCAGAUUCAUGAGUAAGCCCAUCAAGGAGCAUUGGUUAGGAGUCAAGUGGAUUCUGAGACUACGCAACAGAUCUAGACAAGAGGAGAUCGAUUUCAAGUUUAGUGUUCACGCUUGGUGGAAAUACGAUCAGCUGGAAAUCAAAUCUACAGAAGACAGUAGCGUUAUGAACAACCGAGUCAGAGACACAGUUGAUAUCUACAGUGAUUCACAGAGUGCAAUAGCAUUGGCGAAGAAUGCAGUUCAUCACGAGAGGACCAAGCACGUUGACAUCAAGUUCCAUUUUCUCAGAGAUUUGAUCAACGAAGGGAAGAUUCGAGUGUUGAAGAUUGCGACAGAGUACAAUCCAGCAGACAUUUUCACUAAGGUGAUUCCAGUGGGAAAGUUCCAAGAAGCUUUGGAGCUGCUGAGAAUCAGGGAUGAAUGA
Messenger RNA from Microthlaspi erraticum, 2187 nucleotides. The record is from the annotation of a GenBank genome assembly. Lineage: Eukaryota; Viridiplantae; Streptophyta; Magnoliopsida; Brassicales; Brassicaceae.